CAAGUUUAACGAGUCUUAUCCGAUCGAGUUGAGUCCGUCAUUAACUAAAUAAGUUUUGAUAAAUUCCUGCAAAUCAGCUGCAUUUAUCAACGGCCAAAAAACUGCCAAUUAAAGCAAGAACGAGAUAAGGCACCAUCUUCCAAAUCAAAGCCAGCGCCAUCCGCCAUGGCCGAAGCUUCAUUAGUUCCUCAAUCAAUGUUCAUCCCCACGAUCCCAGCUCAACAUACACUCAGAAACAACUUCAAUCUCUAUUUCCCUCUUUCAACGUCGACAAGAAGCGGCGUUUCCCACCGGUUUCGCUGCUCUGUCUCCACCGCCGCCGCUGAGAGCGCCGCCCCGACCGGCGUCCCAUGGGGCUGCGACGUGGACUCUCUUGAAAAUGCUUCUUCUUUGCAGGAAUGGCUGUCUCGUUGCGACCUUCCUCCUCAGAAAAUGGCUAUAGAGAGAGUGGAUGUAGGGGAGAGGGGGCUCGUUGCUUUGAAAAAUAUCAGGAAAGGGGAAAAAUUGCUCUUUGUGCCACCCUCACUUUUCAUAACUGCUGAUUCUGAGUGGAGCUGUCGUGAGGCUGGUAAGGUGCUUAGGCAGUAUAAAGUGCCGGACUGGCCACUGCUUGCCACCUAUCUGAUUAGUGAAGCCCGUCUUGCAAACUCAUCGAGAUGGAAUAACUACAUUUCAGCCUUGCCAAGGCAACCCUAUUCUCUCUUGACUCGUUCGGAAUUGGAUAGAUAUCUUGAAGCCUCACAGAUAAGACAACGAGCAAUAGAGAGGAUCAAUGAUGUCACUGGGACAUACAAUGACUUGAACGACAGAAUAUUUUCCAAGUACCCUGAUUUAUUUCCUGAAAAGGUGUUCAACAUGGAGAGUUUUAAAUGGUCAUUUGGCAUUCUUUUUUCACGAUUGGUGCGCUUACCCUCAAUGGAUGGAAAGGUUGCUUUGGUUCCAUGGGCAGAUAUGUUGAAUCAUAGUUGUGAGGUUGAAACAUUUCUAGAUUAUGAUAAAUCAUCUAAGGCAGUUGUUUUCACAACUGAUCGAGCAUAUCAGCCAGGUGAGCAGGUUUUUAUAUCAUAUGGAAGGAAAUCUAAUGGUGAGUUGUUGCUUUCAUACGGAUUUGUUCCACGGGAAGGCACCAAUCCUCGUGACUCAGUCGAGCUCUCACUGUCACUCAAAAAAUCUGACAAAUGUUACAAUGAGAAGUUGGAAGCUCUGAAGAAGCACGGACUAUCUGCGUCUCAGUGUUUUCCGCUACAAGUCACCGGUUGGCCGGUCGAGUUAAUGGCUUACGCUUACCUGGCAGUGAGCCCCCCAAGUAUGAAAAAUCAGUUUGAUCAGAUGGCUGCAGCUGCAUCAAAUAAGAAUACCUCAAGUAAGGAUCCUAAGUAUCCUGAAAUAGAGGAAGAGGCAUUGCAAUUUAUUCUUGACUCCUGUGAGGCCAGCAUCUCAAAAUACUCUAAUGGAUCAAUGGAUUUGGAUGUGACGAACCCAAAGCUCCUGAACCGAAAAUUGUUCUUGAAGCAGCUCGCUGUUGACUUAUGCACCAGCGAGCGGAGGAUACUAUUCCGUGCUCAAUAUAUUCUGAGGAGGAGGCUGAGAGAUAUGAGAAGCGGCGAGCUAAGAGCUUUGAGGAUCUUCGAAGGUUUCAGAAAGCUGUUCAACUGAGCCAUCAGAGAUUAAUUCGCUACCUAUGUUUAGGCCAAGAUUUUUAUUUGACUGAAUAUCAUGUGAUUUCAAAGGAUUUGGCUCUUGUGUUCUGUAAUUUGUUGGUUUUGUGAUGCAUCAUUUUGUGUGAAGAUAGAACUUGUGAUGCAUCACUUUUUGUGAAAUGAUUAUUUUGUGACGCAUCUUUUUGUGAUGCAUCUUUCUAAAAAUAAAAUGAUUAUUGUGUGAAGA
This is a messenger RNA of Striga asiatica, 1887 nucleotides long. Lineage: Eukaryota; Viridiplantae; Streptophyta; Magnoliopsida; Lamiales; Orobanchaceae. The record is from the annotation of a GenBank genome assembly.